Molecule: messenger RNA, 2712 nt
Organism: Humulus lupulus (European hop)
Lineage: Eukaryota; Viridiplantae; Streptophyta; Magnoliopsida; Rosales; Cannabaceae
Product: G-type lectin S-receptor-like serine/threonine-protein kinase At4g27290
Exons: 7
Coding region: 56-2545 (829 amino acids)
Biological process (GO): protein phosphorylation; recognition of pollen
Molecular function (GO): protein serine/threonine kinase activity; ATP binding
Source: RefSeq, a predicted model, not a curated record
UUUAACUUCAUUGCCGUCUCUCUUAGUUGUUGACACUAUCAUGAACUAGAAAAUUAUGGGGUUCUUUUCUUUUCUGGUUCCCUUUGUUGUUCUGAGACUUGUUCUAUCUAGAACAACUUUUGCUGUGGUUGAUAGCAUAAGACCAUCAGAAUCUAUGAGAGAUAACACAAGUUUGGUAUCCAUUGAAGGAAGUUUUGAACUGGGAUUCUUUAGUCCAGGCACUUCAAAGAAUCGUUAUCUGGGAAUUUGGUAUAAAAAAAUUCCAGUUCAAACUGUCAUUUGGGUCGCAAAUCGGUGUGAACCGAUCAACGUUUCUUCUGGCUCCUUGACUAUAAACAGCACAGGUAAUCUUGUUCUUUCUGGACAGAAUAAGAAGGUUGUUUGGUCUACGAGUUCGUUGAAACAAGCCCGGCAACCACUGGUUCAGCUCUUGGAUAAUGGUAACUUGGUUUUGAGAGAUGAGAAAGAUGAGAACACAGAGAACUAUUUGUGGGAAAGCUUUAAUGAUCCUACUGACACGAUCAUGCCCGGAAUGAAAUUUGGAUGGGACUUGAGGAGUGGUCUCACGAGGCGUUUAUCGACAUGGAAGAGUUUCAAUGAUCCUUGCAAUGGAAAUUUCUCUUUUAGGAUUGAGUUCGAUGAACGACACCAUACAUAUCCUGAGCUAAUCAUCCGUAAAGGGUCUGCAAAAUUUCAUCGACUUGGGCCAUGGAACGGCAUAAGUUUCAGCGGAAUUCCUUACUUGAUGCCAAACCCAGUUUUCGACUACAGGUUCGUGUACAACGAUGAUGAAGUUUACUACAUUUACAACCUCAAAAAUCCGGUGAUCUCAAGAGUUGUCAUGCACCAAACAACAACUGUUCUUGACCGAAUGGUAUGGAUGGAAACAAAGAAGAUUUGGGAGCCUUUUCAUACCUCAAUUGCAGUAGCAGUGUGUGACGAGUAUGGCUACUGUGGAGCUAAUUCGAAAUGUGACAUAAGGACUAAUCCAAUCUGCCAUUGUUUAUUGGGAUUUGAGCCAAAGAUUAAACAAAAUUGGAAUGAGAUGUAUUGGUCAGAAGGGUGUGUGAGAAAGAGUCCUCUGAGCUGCAGUGAUAAAGAGAAAGAUGAGUUCACUAGAUUUUCUGGCUUGAAAGUGCCUGAUACUCAAUACACUUGGGUGAAUAAGAGUAUGAAUCUAGAGGAAUGCAGGGCUAAAUGUUUGAGCAACUGCUCUUGUAUGGCUUAUACAAACUUAGAUAUCAGUGAAAAAGGCAGUGGCUGCGUCGUCUGGUUUGGAGAUCUGUUUGAUAUUCAAGGAUUUCAAUCAGGUGGGCAAGAUCUAUAUAUUCGAAUGCCGGCUUCAGAAAUAGCUCCAAAACUUAAUUAUGAAAAAGCAAGAACUUAUCUUAAGGUGAAGGUGGAGAGAGCAGUGAUGAUUAUAGCUAUCCUCGUUGGAUUAGCUGGUGGGAUUAUUUUAGUUAGCUUUUACAUUCUCACGAGGAGAUACUUUUAUGGCACCAGUAAUUUUUCUAAGAGAUACAAAAGCCAAGAUGAAGAGUUGGAGCUUCCAUUGUUUAAUCUACACACAAUUAGUACUGCCACUAAUAAUUUUUCAGAGAAUAAUAAGCUUGGAGAGGGUGGUUUUGGACCUGUAUAUAAAGGUAUGCUGGAAGGAGGACAAGAAAUUGCUGUAAAGAGACUAUCAAUGUGCUCUGUACAAGGAGCCAAUGAGUUCAAAAAUGAAAUUAAACUAAUUGCUAAACUUCAACAUCGAAAUCUUGUAAAGAUAUUUGGUUAUUGCAUUCAUAGAGAAGAGAAACUAUUGAUUUAUGAGUACAUGUCCAACAAAAGCCUUGACUAUUUCAUUUUUGAUGAAAGACAAGACAAACUAUUAGAAUGGUCUACGAGAUUCCGAAUUGUAUGUGGAAUUGCUAAAGGGCUUCUCUAUUUACAUCAUGAUUCCAGACUGAGGAUUGUACAUCGAGAUCUCAAAGCUAGUAAUGUGCUACUUGAUGAACACAUGAAUCCCAAAAUUUCAGACUUUGGCUUGGCUAGAACUUUUGGUGGAGACCAAAUUGAAGGAAACACAAACAAAGUUGUAGGGACUUAUGGUUAUAUGGCUCCAGAAUAUGCUUUCAAUGGCCUAUUCUCAAUAAAAUCCGACGUAUUUAGCUUUGGUAUAUUGAUGCUAGAAAUCGUUAGUGGAAAGAAAAGCAGACACAUUUACGAUGAAAAUAACGGUCUUAACCUCACAGGACUAGCAUGGACUUUGAUGAAGGAAGGCAAGGCUUUUGAGCUUAUUGACGAUUGCUUGUUAAGAGAUCCACACGAGAGCAUGGAAGAAGCAUUGCGUUGCAUUCACAUUGGUCUCUUGUGUGUGCAACGUAAGCCUAUUGAUAGGCCAAAUAUGUCUUCUGUUAUUCUAAUGUUGAGUGGUGAGAAAGUGUUACCUCGGCCCAAACCACCAGCCUAUUUCACUAACACAGAUUUGUGGGAAGAUCAUUCCCCCUAUGCUACACCCCUAUCAUGCAAUACAAGCAUAACAACUGUCGAGGCGCGGUGAGAAUUUAUACAACAAAUUGAGUUUGCCAUAAAUUUUGAGAUGUAUAUAAUUACUUGGACAAUAUCUUAAGGCCAUCUAAAGGAAUGGUUGAUAGUAAAAUCAACUAUUAUGGACAAGUAGCAAUUUAUAAUGAAGAAAUUUAGUGUAGAGUAAAGAAAAACAGAUCA